UCCCUGCCACCGAGGCUGGACCCCGUGGACAUGCAGUCUCCCCGGAUCCCAGGGAGGAAACGAGGACGGCCCCCGCUCCACUCGUCUCCCAUGAAGAUGGCUGUUCACAACCUCUACUCCGCGCCAGCUGGUGCUUUGCCAGGAGUGAAGAUCCCAAAGAAGAGAGGGAGAAAACCUGGGUACAAGCUGAAGUCUCGUGUGCUGAUGCCACCGCUAGCAAUCUCUCCUCCGAGGAGCACGCCGGAGCCCGACAUUAGCUCAAUCCCGCAGGACGCAGCUACGAUACCCACCACGGCCGCCCCGCAAGCUCUCACAGUCUCCGUUUACGUCAACAAGCAGGCUAACGUGGGGCCGUACCUUGACAGGAGGAAGGUGCAGCAGCUCCCCGAGCGCUUGGGGCCCGCGCGGCCCGCGGCCGUGCUGCAGCACGCCGUGCAGGCCUGCAUCGACUGCGCGCUCCAGCAGAAGGCCGUCUUCGCCCUCCUCAAGCAGGGCUACGGAGCCGAGGCGGUGUCAGUUUCAGCUUCCUUUGAGGGGAAGCAGCAUCUCCUGAGCCUGCUGGUGGUGAACAGCAUUGGGUACGUCCUGCGCUUCCUGAAGAAGCUCUGCCGCAGCCUCUUGUGCGACAACCUCUUCAGCAACCAGCCUUUCCAGCCAUACAGCACCGUGCCCGAAAGCCCGGAGGGGUAUGAGAACGGACGCAUGGAGGCAGAAACACCCAUACCUGAGGACUACGUGGCGGGCGCCGCGAGCGGGCAGCGCUGCGGCGCGGCGCCCGCCGACCCGGCCUGCAGCUGCGCGGGCCCCGCGUACGGCCCGCGGCCGAGCCCCGACGGGCGCCUUGCCGGCGGCUCCGCAUCCUCCUGCGGCCACCGGCCUGCCCAGGGCUCGUCAGGGGGAUCCUCCUCACCCGGCCUGCGGCGUCCGACCUCCAGUCCGACGAGGAACGGGAGCUGUCCUGAAGGAAACACAAGUGCCUCAAGUCCUUCACCAGAGAGACAAGACAUGGCUCGACCAUCAAGCAAGAAUCCUUUGACCUGGACUGUGGAUGACGUGGUUUGGUUCGUGAAGGAUGCGGACCCUCACGCUUUAGGUCCUCACGUGGAGCUCUUCCGGAAACACGAAAUUGAUGGCAAUGCUUUGCUGCUACUGAAAAGCGACAUGAUCAUGAAAUACCUGGGCUUGAAACUGGGUCCAGCGUUGAAACUUUGCUACCACAUUGAUAAGCUCAAGCAAGUCAAGUUCUAACAAGUUCUCAA
Messenger RNA from Nothoprocta perdicaria, 1259 nucleotides. It is a transcript of the gene SCML4, whose product is annotated as Scm polycomb group protein like 4. The record is from RefSeq and is a predicted model, not a curated record. Gene Ontology annotation, molecular function: protein binding. The transcript is spliced from 7 exons. Bases 31 to 1248 code for a protein of 405 amino acids. Lineage: Eukaryota; Metazoa; Chordata; Aves; Tinamiformes; Tinamidae.